AUGAAGUCACAAGAGAGAGUCAACAUACGAUCGCCGGCUGGAGCAGCCGCAGUGUACAAGGAUGUGGCUGGGCUCGAUUCACUCAAAGAAGAAAUACGCGUGCUUCAUCUGGAGUGCGGCUCUGGAUCAUCCCUUCUGCAGUGCACCCUCCAUCGAGUCUCUCUUCGGUCUGAUCCGCCGCCCAAAUACGAAGCGCUGAGCUACACAUGGGGCGAUGAAAACGAUAGAAGAGAGAUUGCCGUCAACGGUUACAUCGUUGAUGUUACAGUUAAUCUUUAUUCAGCUCUUCGCCGGCUCAGACUGGAGAAUGAAACCCGCGUCUUGUGGAUCGACGCUCUAUGCAUCAACCAGACAGACUUGGAUGAGCGCUCUCAACAGGUGCAGCUGAUGCGGAGCAUCUAUACCAUGUGCGACCGAACGGUGAUUUGGGUUGGCGAGACGCCAGAAGACAUGUCGCCUACUUGGGCGAUGCAUUGGUAUGGAGACGAGAAAGACGAUGAAUCGAUGGACUGGUUCUGGGACGAGUUUUAUCCAGAAGCUGAUCGCUCGAGUGUUGACGGAAACGAUUUCGACCGCAUCUUUCACGCAUUUGCAAAUAUCAGGCUGUUCACUGGCGGCCAUCUUUCCGACCAGCCACUCUUCACGGACCUGACAGGAGACGAGUUUUCGUACCCCAUCUCAUAUCCAGAUUAUUGUCGUCAGGUCGCUGAUGCUCUUGCGCCUUUCUAUGAAAGUCCCUGGUGGACGAGAAUCUGGACUGUCCAAGAGAUCAUCCUCCCUCCCAAGGCAACAUUCCUUUAUGGACCAAUCUCAAUCGACAUAUCCCUUCUCCUUGAUGCAUUUGCUGCCCUCACCGCCCACAUGUUUGAGUCGUGUUGUGCAGAAGUGUUCUCAAGCUGCAACUUUAGGGUCAGGAAAUGCCUUCGAGAGCUGGGAAGUGCUCUGACAAACAUCAAGAACAUAAGAACCAGUCAUGGCAAGGGCGCAAGCGUAGAUCUUUGGGAGACCAUGACCACCUUUCGGGCCAGAUUUGCAACAGAUAACCGGGAUAAAGUCCAUGGAGUUUUAGGUCUGGUCAACUCAUGGCCUGGGCAACCGAUCAUUCCCAAUUACAGAACGACAGCUGAGGCAAUCUAUUGUCAAGCCGUUAUCUCAACGAUUCAGGGCACAAAGUCUCUACUGCCUCUCCAUUUCCCGCUUCAGAAGCAUGACUGCCCUGGUCUUCCUUCAUGGUGCGUGGACUGGACCGCAGCCAGUGGACUUGCUGAUCAGCUCAACGUCUACCAGUGGAGCCAACAACCCUUCAGGGUCUUUCCGACUCAUGAACAGGAACAAUUUCGCAUGAUUCCUCACGCCAACAACCGUAUCCUUGAAGUCAGUGGGCGUCGUGCCGAUAGAGUGGCCUCAGUUGGCAGAAUAUGUCAGGGGAACGUACCAAGUGAGAAGCGCCAGGCUUACUGUGAUUGGUUUGUACUCGCAGACCUUCAUCGCAACCCAUCAAAGACUAAUGCUGCUGGAUGUUCGAACUUUGAGGCAUUUUGGAAGUGUCUUUGUUGGGACAUGAUUCUGCACAUGCGAGAAGUUGCUGUAGCAGAAUCCGCAAGGUCUACCGGCGCCCAAAGUUAUGAAGCUUUUGUGGGCUAUUGCCACAGUUCUCCCAAGUCAGUCUUUCACCCUCAGGGGCUGUCUCAGGCCGACCGAGAGGCUGUACUGCGGCUCGAUCCAGGAUUCGAGACGACAGAGGUUACGGGUUGGGGUCAUUACUCGCAGCCCGACUUUCUCACGGAGCAGUGGAUUAAUGGUCUAACUCUGAACACGACCAUGUUCGUCACAGAUUCGGGAUACUUUGGCCUUGGGCCCCCUGAAACACAAGUGGGAGACGAGGUUUGGUGCCUCUUUGGCGGCCAGAUGCCUUUUGUACUCCGAACACUGAAGACAACACAAGAAGUAAGUCCGGGCCAAGGAGGCAAGGAGCUUCAUAAGGUGUUUGGGACCUGUUAUGUGCAUGGCAUCAUGGAUGGUGAAAUCGCGAAUGAUACGAAAAUUCCGGUUGAGACCUUGUUUCUAGCUUGA
Molecule: messenger RNA, 2073 nt
Organism: Trichoderma citrinoviride
Lineage: Eukaryota; Fungi; Ascomycota; Sordariomycetes; Hypocreales; Hypocreaceae
Product: HET-domain-containing protein
Exons: 2
Coding region: 1-2073 (690 amino acids)
Source: RefSeq, a predicted model, not a curated record